AAUUUUCAGAUGGUAUCAUAUCUCAGUAACGACCGUGAAUUGGACGAAAAUAAAUUAAAUAACGGAAACAGAACCAACUCUCUUCCUUAUGAACCUCAUCGGGAUAAUGAUCGACAGACUAAUGGCAAUUCAAAUGAUCCACAGGAAUUUAUACUGGCUCGGAAUGUUGCUGAAGACAAUUAUUGGCGUAGUCGACGUGAAGAACGCGAACAUCUUGGGAAAAUUGGAGUUCGUCGCAUUUGGGGAUAUUCUCCUACACAUGAUGAAUUGGAACAGUUAUAUGACGAACAAUAUUUGGAUGAAGAUAAUGUUAUAGGCAAGAAAACGAAGAAACACAAAUCGAAGAUUAAACGUUCGCCAAAAUCUUCAGAAUCCUCCAGUUCUUCCCUAUCUGGUGAUGAAAAUACAGAUGAAUCUGAUGAUGGAGUUGUGAAGCAUAAAAAGAAACACAAAAAGAACAAAAAACAUAAAAAGAAGGAUAGUGAUCGGAGAAGAAAGAAAAAAGACAAAAACAAUAAACGGAAGAAGCGACAGAGGAGAGAGAGGUUGGUUAAAAUAUUAAUUAUCAUUUAUUAA
This is a messenger RNA of Meloidogyne enterolobii, 576 nucleotides long. Lineage: Eukaryota; Metazoa; Nematoda; Chromadorea; Rhabditida; Meloidogynidae. The record is from the annotation of a GenBank genome assembly.